UGAGCGGCGUGGGAGCCAUGGAUGACAGAUGGCGAACACAGCUUUACUAAGACUAGGAGGCAGCGCCGGGCGAGUUACGCCACAAUUUGUGAAUGGAUUGUGGAUUCUUAUUCGAGCUUUCGCACGGCAACGAGACUGACUCGAACCUGGCGUGUUUGAUUGAGAACUUGCCCCUGUUCUUUUCGGAUACAAAAGAUGAGGACUUUGAUGGAUUUGUGGAUGAGGAUUGAUUAAAAAAAUACUUGCGAGGCGGCAUGCUGAGGUUGACGUGGAAGUCUGCAGACAAGAUGAGGUGUCUGAGGAAGAGAUCCAUGCUGCCUCUGCUGGGCUUCCUGGUUGCCUUCCUGCUGCUCUUCAACCUCUACUUAGACAUGGAUAGAUACGUGCUGGAUGCAGAAAAGCACCAGCUGGGUGAGACGUUGAUGCAUCCCGCCAACUCUGAGCGAUAUAUCCACACCUUCAGAAACCUGUCCAACUUCUCGGGGAUCAUCAAUGUGACGUACCGCUACCUGGCGGGAUUCCCUCUGGCGCGGAAAAAGUACCUGACCAUCGGGCUGUCGUCUGUGAAGAGGAAACGAGGGAACUACCUCUUGGAGACCAUCAAGUCCAUCUUCGACCAGUCCAGCUACGAGGAGCUGAAGGAGAUCGUGGUGGUGGUCCACCUGGCCGACUUCGACUCGCUGUGGUGCGAGAACCUGCUGCAGGAAAUGAGCCGCAAGUUCUCGCACCACAUCAUCGCCGGUCGCCUACUGGUGAUCCAGGCUCCCGAGGAGUACUACCCGUCCCUAGACGGCCUGAAGAGGAACUACAACGACCCAGAGGACCGGGUGCGCUUCCGCUCCAAGCAGAACGUGGACUACGCUUUCCUGCUCAACUUCUGUACCAACCUCUCAGACUUCUACAUGAUGCUGGAGGACGACGUGCGUUGCUCUCGUAACUUCCUGACGGCGCUGAAGAAGGUGAUCGCCUCCCGGGAGGGCUCCUACUGGGUGAUGCUGGAGUUCUCCAAGCUGGGCUACAUCGGGAAGCUCUACCACGCGCGGGACUUGCCGCGCCUGGCGCACUUCCUGCUCAUGUUCUACCAGGAGAUGCCGUGCGACUGGCUGCUUAUCCACUUCCGCGGCCUGUUGGCCCAGAAGGACGUGAUUCGCUUCAAGCCGUCGCUCUUCCAGCACAUGGGCUACUACUCGUCCUACAAGGGUGCCGAGAACAAGCUGAAGGAUGACGACUUCGAGGAGGACGCGGUAGACAUUCCCGAUAACCCGCCGGCCCGCCUCUACACCAACAUCGCCGUCUUCGAGAGCUACGCCGCCGCCAAGGCCUACAGCGCCGUGGACGAGUACUUCUGGGGCAAGCCGCCGUCGACCGGGGACUUCUUCGUGGUGGUCUUCAACAAGUCUGCCAAGAUCAGCAGGAUCAAGAUCGCCACUGGUUCCGAGGACAGACAGAAUGACAUCCUCCGUCAUGGUGCCGUGGAAGUGGGUCAGAGACGCACGGAGGGCAAGCAGGAUGGCCAGUGCGCCUCCUACAUCACUCUGGGGGAGUUCAGAGGCGGCAGGGUCGAGGUCCAGGACGUGGACCGCAAAAUCGGCUUCGAUGUGGACUGUGUGCGCAUUGUGGUGACAGCUGGCCAGAAGGAGUGGCUCAUCAUCAGAACCAUCAGCCUAUGGACCGCACAGCCGAGCAGCCCAUUGAUUAAGUGACCAUCAGGGAUAACAACAAGUAGAGUCGGGGGGCCAAAAAAAAAAGUAUAUUUUCUUGUGCGUUUUUCAAUCCCCCCACCCCAACUAGUGUCAAAUACUAUUCCGAAUCCACCCUUUAUAUUUAAUGUUCCUAAUAUAAAAACAGAAAUGUGUUCAUAUGUGUCUGCUGUCUUAGUUUUUUGAAGUUUGGAAAUGUAAGUGCUUCUAAAGCAGAUUACACACACCGAUUAUCGGGCCUAAUUUUUGCCUUUUUUCACCCCUUCAUAUCAAAGUCAGCAAAGGGAGAUUUUUUGGAUGUCUCUUAAGAUUAUCCUGAGUGAUUACCCUGCGGUGUGAAGUAUGUUGAGAGAUUUUUUUCAUUAGCGAUCGAUUGUGAAUGUUAAGUUUAUUUACAAAUCCUUAUGUGUAUGGUCAACACUGAGUUGGGCCGAGUCACGGACUCAGUAAUUGUGAUGCAGAACUGAAUAAUAGCCAAUGACGAAGCUUGCUGAUGCUGGCAUAGUUGCUCUACACGAGUCAACUGGUUGUGUUGUUGUUUUUUUUUUUAUAAAAUACCGCUAGUCAUGCCAGGUUUUUUAUCUUUUCAAGCAAACACCUUAUCAGACGUCUCUGAGUAUUAUCCUGUGGUGUGGGGUGUGUUAAAAGUGAUUUUUUUCCCUCGCUGAUCUGCUUGGAAAACGGUCGGGCCAACAAUUAUUAAUGUUCAACCUGUUCAAUAUUUAGGAUAGUUUGAUAGUGUUUGUAUAACAUAUCUUACUUCACUACAAUAUGAAAGGAGACCAGAUUAUUAGCAUUUUCCAGCUGUCGAUGCCUUGUGAUACCAUUAUGCCAUGAACAUGGUUUAGGUGUGUGUAAUAUCCUGUGUUGGCCAUCUGCAGUACACAGCACGCAAGAAUAGCAGUAAGAACGCACAUGACCAUUUUUCUUUCACCCUAUGGUGUUUUUAACUUGAAAAGAAAUGUUGUGUUAAAAAUCGUUAUGUCUUCUUCCCUUUCCUGGCUUUUCACUACUCAAGUUCGCAAUUUUGUAUGAGCUUUCUCCAAAUGUUCCUGUUAAAGGUGCUCUUUUCAUCCAUUUCUUUCUCUUUUGGAUCUGAUUGAAUACAGUCAUUCCAUCUGGUUGUUGGUUUUCCUUGUUUUUUUGAAUCCCCUGUAAUUCCAUCUGCAUCACUUUUCUUCCAACAUGCCAUCCUUCAGUUCUUCUCAUCAGAUGUCCAAAACACCAGUUUUGCUUCUUGUACUUUCUUAUUCUGUUAAUAUUUUUUCUAUUCACUCCUCACAUCCACCUCAACAUCAAAAAUCGGUCUACCAGGCUUUGAUAUC
Molecule: messenger RNA, 3025 nt
Organism: Phycodurus eques (leafy seadragon)
Lineage: Eukaryota; Metazoa; Chordata; Actinopteri; Syngnathiformes; Syngnathidae
Product: alpha-1,3-mannosyl-glycoprotein 4-beta-N-acetylglucosaminyltransferase C-like
Exons: 4
Coding region: 255-1703 (482 amino acids)
Biological process (GO): protein N-linked glycosylation
Molecular function (GO): acetylglucosaminyltransferase activity
Source: RefSeq, a predicted model, not a curated record